GAUUCUCAAGACAGGUGCUUUUUUCCUCCUAGUAAAGAGGAAUGCAUGGUCAGACAAACAGGUUAAACUUAUCGCUCCUUCCGUUAUUCCCGAGCAAUCGCCUGCUGAAGGAUGGCCGUUAAAUGUAUCGGGAGGUGCGUGCUCUUAUUCUGCCUCGCAGUCUGUUUCGAUGUUGUCGGGUUAGUCGUGCUUCUAAUUGGCAUUUUUGCGAAUUUGCGUCUGGACGGCGUGUUUUACGGGGACUUUCUCAUUUUCACCGGCGCACUUGUCGUUUUCCUGAGUCUGAUCUGGUGGAUAAUGUGGUACACGGGCAACGUGGAGGUGACCGCCGACGAGCCGGACAGGAGCACGCUGGACAACUUUGCGCAGUGGGCGAGGAAGUUUUCCGAGAGGCUCUCCAAAAGCGGACUGAAGACGCUGGAAGGCAGGGAUAAGUGUAUCGGUGGCAUGGAGCCGAUGAGCACGCCGGUACCGGUGCAUAUUCCGUCACGGAUUGUAUGGGAAACGGCGAGUAGCUCCGGGUACGAUAAUGAAGGUUUUGACAGUAAAAGUGAGAUUGCGCCGAGUGACAAAACGGUGGAGCUGGGGGUCCUGAAAAACUCCGAAGCGCUGUUAAACAGUUCUGCCGAGGAUAAAGUGGAGAAAUAUCUCUGACACAAAAAUAUAGGAACUCCAGUUGUCAUUUUGGGACAGCGAGCCAGUAGAGAAGACCAGCUGCACAUAGUGAAUGUGUCUGUAAACUCAUGUAAAUACCAGUGUACAGAAAUUUUAUAUAUUUUAUGUCUAUUUAGAAUGAUUGUAUAAAAUAAAGUUAUUUUAUAUUUGGAAAAUA
Brienomyrus brachyistius is the source of this 832-nucleotide messenger RNA. RefSeq names its product transmembrane protein 238-like. Bases 112 to 654 code for a protein of 180 amino acids. The transcript is spliced from 2 exons. The record is from RefSeq and is a predicted model, not a curated record. Lineage: Eukaryota; Metazoa; Chordata; Actinopteri; Osteoglossiformes; Mormyridae.